AUGGCAGACAUCAACAUCCACGACAUCACAAUAGGCAUCUACACCAAAGGCCUCACCGUCCUCCUGCACAUCCUCCAAAAAUCAGCCGCCCACCCCGACGCGUCAACCUUCCCCGCCGCCCGCCUCAUCGACGACAUGCUCCCCCUCAGCUUCCACGUCCAGUCCGUCUCCCACACCGUCUGCAAGUCCCUCCGAAAGCUGGGCCUCGACAACAUCCCCGACAUGCAGGAUUCAGAGUGUACAAUGGAGGAAGUGAUUGCUCGUGUGGAACGGACGUUGGAGCUCGUGCGGGGGGUGGGCGCUGAGACGAUGGACGGGAGGGAGGGCGUGAGGGUGAGGAUGCCGGGGGGCGAUGUGAGCGGGAAGCAGUUCGUGUUGGGGUUCGCGGUGCCGAAUUUCUUUUUUCAUUUGCAGACUGUGUAUGCGAUUUUGAGGAUGAGGGGCGUUGGGUUGGGGAAGGAGGAUUAUUUGACGGGGUGGGCUGGGGAGUGGGAUAGGGAGGUUUAG
Molecule: messenger RNA, 507 nt
Organism: Pochonia chlamydosporia 170
Lineage: Eukaryota; Fungi; Ascomycota; Sordariomycetes; Hypocreales; Clavicipitaceae
Exons: 1
Coding region: 1-507 (168 amino acids)
Source: RefSeq, a predicted model, not a curated record